AUGGGUUUCCUGAACUUCAACGAGUUCGAGGUUUUGCUGUCGGCGUACACCAUAAUUCUUAAAGCACUGCUGCUACCGUUGGCACCCGGAACACUUCCAGACGCAGAUCGCCUUAACGUGCUCCUGGACGAGGCAACGACAUGCGCCGUCAGCGACCUCAGCGGGGACCGCCCAAAACCUUAUGACUGGCCAGCGCUGGAGGCGACCGCGGCCGCGCGAAUCCUUGCGGGUCGCUGGAAUCACGUGACCCAGCACGAGGUGGCUCGGCUGGCACUCAACCUGGCGGCCCUGUGGGAAUGCAGCGAGAUGCUCCGAGAUCACGGCUUUCCGUUACCACCGCAACCGCCCUCUCAAGAGGCGAAAGAGAAACAGCCACCUAGUGCUAAUGGCGGCAGCGGCUACUGGGACGAUACGCCGGACGCAGUGCUGGGAUGUGCUGUGCCGUCUGCGACUGGUACUGCUGCGACUGUUGACAGAGGUGCAGGCAGUAGCAGUGGGCCUGUCGUACACCAGGAGCCCAGUAGAGCAGUGGCAGAGGCGGACCGCAGCACGCAGCCACCGACGACGGCCCCAGCGGCAGUAGCAGUACUAGCGGCUGUAGCGCCAGGGGCGAGCACUGGGAGGGGUAACAGCAGCGGCGCCGCCGGUGGCGCCGUCGACAACGGCAUCCUAGGUAGCGCACUACGAGGCGCAGGUGCUGGGGCGACAUGCAGAAACGCUGACGGCGGCGACGUUUCGAAGCGCGACCGCGACUCGAAGCGCUCAGAGGAGCGUCGUACGACAGCUGCAGCGGAACUAGGAACUGAAGGGAGGCACCGGCAGUCACGGACCGGGCCACGGUCACGUUCUCCGCGCCGCCCCGAUUCGGAGUCUUUGACUGAAUCUUUGACCGAGCCGUGCCGUACAAGGACGGACCCCAGUGCCAAAGGCAAACAGGAAGGGCCAGGAACAGGGAAGGCCCGUGACCACCGUACGACCAGAACCACGGCCAAUAUCAUGGAGGAGAAGAACAACAGGAGCAGUAGUCGUAAGGAAACGUGCACUUGUGUUCCCCCAGCACCUCCUGCGGCGGCGGUGGUGGGGACGGUGUCGGCGCCGCGACAACGGGGCGCCACCUCGGACCACCGUGACAGACGUGCCGUGGAAUUGGACGCGCAGCGCCAGACGCGGCCGGACGAGCAGAACGAGCAGAAGAGGGGGCGGCAGGAUGAGCGUCGUACGCAGGAGAAGGAGGAGAACGGGAAGGCCAGGUCGCCGUCGUCAUCGUUGAAAAAAAAGAAAAACAAGGACGCGGCGGCAGUGGAGGAGGAGGAGGACAAGGAGGAGAAACGGCGGCAGGAGAAGAAGCAGCGGAAGGAGUCCGAAGCCGGCGGUGGCGGUGGUGGUGGUGGUGGUGGUGGAGGCAGAGUGCGCAGGGGCCCGCCGGAGACGGAGGCACGAGGACGAGAGGCAAUGGAUCGGCGUGGGCCGGGUACAGUGGCUGGGGGGAAGGGGAGGCCGGCGGCGACUGAUGAAAAGACACGCGAUGGCGGCGGCGGUGACGGAGGCAGCCGUGAUCCGCCUUCCAGAUCAUUGAAUCCAAAUUCGGAUGCAAAUUUGUUCCUAGACAGCUAUGGGCACAGGGGGCCGGAGCAAGGCGGUACAGGUCAACGCAGUAAAAAGGAACUUAGCAGGCACGACAGCAAGGCGGCAGGAGAGGCGUCGACAGGGCCGUUGCCGCCGCCGCUGACCCUGACGACGAUGAUGGCCUGUCCGCCGCUAUCACCGACCUCGCCUUUGCCGGCGCCUCUAAUGCCUUUGCCGCCGCAGCCGCAGCCGCCGGAUCCCCGGCAGGCGCCACCGCUGCAGCGGCAGCCGGCGGAGGAGAGUGGACGGCAGCGGUGCCAGGUAUUGCUGAGGGGAAAGGGGGAUUCGUGCGCGCAAACCGCGGAGGGCGAGGCUCCGCCGUCAUCGUCGCCGCCACCGCCGCCGCCGCCACUCUGCGGAUCUCGCUGGACUUUGUCCCUUACGGCGGCACCAGCGAGUACCGCCGUGACGGAAGGUAAGCUGGCGCCGCCGCCAACACCCUCACAGCAGGGGGUGUCGUGUCUCUGUCCGCUGACGGCAGCUCAGCAGGCGUCCGCCGCCGCCACCGUCACAGCUGCCCCGAGUAACAGCAGCAGCGGCGGCGAAGAGCGACACGGCGCUGGCCGCGCGACCAAGCGUCCGCAGAUGACUGAGAAGCACAGGUCCGCGAAUGAAAUAAAUAAUGACGACGGGGACGGCGAUGCCGCCACCGCCGCCACCGGUGGUGGUGGCGACGGCGGCGGGACCGUGGCCGUGGCCGUCACCAGCUCAGACGCGCCAGCGAGCCGUGUUGGGCCGUCGGCGGCGGUGGCUACGGAUACGGCACGGGUCGGCAGCGGCGGCAGCGGCAAUGUUGGUGACCACGGCGCCGGGAGUAAUGGGACCAAAGGUCGAGGGAAGGACAGUAGUAGUCGCCACCGUGCCACUGGCAGCGGCGGCGGCGGCGGCAGCAAACGCAGUCGCAGUCGCAGCUGUAGCCCGAGCCGGGGCCGGCGGCGGCAAGCGUCGGACGCGGCCGCGGCGAAGGCGGGUAAAGAUGACGGCAGUGGAGCCAAGCGCAAAUCUUUGCCUGAUAAGCCUAGUCCCUCCAAAGGGCGGCAUAAAUCCAGGAUCAGAUCCAGAUCCAGAUCCAGGUCGCGAACGAGAACAAGAUCCAAGUCGAAGCCUCGGGGCCAUCAAGUCACCGAUUACUUCAAUGUUGGCCGCUGGUCGUUUCAAGUGCAAAAAGCCGUACAGCGAGAACCUCGCAUUACCGUACAUGAUUUGCCAAGGAUGGGAUUGGAUGUUCCCGAAGACGUCAUCGCCCAGUGGCGGGCUCCCGACUUUACGGCGUUUGUGGAGAGCUUCCCCUGGUUUUGGCGGGUCACACGUACGGGAGUGCUGGUACCCGGCUCAUCCGUCGGACCGCCGCCGCCGCUGCCGGCGUACGUGGACCGGUUGUCGUACCCUCCCGAUGCCUUGCGAUCCGACGCGGAUGCGGGACGCCUCUUUCGAGGCGGCCCUGGCCUGGGGUCUCUGCCGUCGUCGCCGCCGCCGCCGCUACCUUCUUCGCCGCCGCCGCUGCCGUCGUCGCCGCUGCGGCGGCUGCCGCACAUGGACGAUUCGCCUAUGCGGAAAGGGCCUUACUAG
Molecule: messenger RNA, 3195 nt
Organism: Volvox carteri f. nagariensis
Lineage: Eukaryota; Viridiplantae; Chlorophyta; Chlorophyceae; Chlamydomonadales; Volvocaceae
Exons: 5
Coding region: 1-3195 (1064 amino acids)
Source: RefSeq, a predicted model, not a curated record